Molecule: messenger RNA, 816 nt
Organism: Aplosporella prunicola CBS 121167
Lineage: Eukaryota; Fungi; Ascomycota; Dothideomycetes; Botryosphaeriales; Aplosporellaceae
Exons: 2
Coding region: 1-816 (271 amino acids)
Biological process (GO): mitochondrial translation
Cellular component (GO): mitochondrial small ribosomal subunit
Molecular function (GO): structural constituent of ribosome
Source: RefSeq, a predicted model, not a curated record
AUGAACGAGGUGCUGCGCGACGUGGACCCGUCGGAGCUGCAGGGCUACAUUGAGCCGAAGCAGCUUCCGCCGCGCGGCUUCUGGGGCGAGGGAGAGCCCGAGGGAGGCGAGGACGAGGAGUGGAACGGCGACGACAUCCCGUCGCUCGGCCACGGCGAGUUGGAGCAGCAGAGGGAGAUCCGCGAGUACAUGCGCAUGGCGGCGUGGGAGCUCCCGCUGCUAACCAAGUACGCAAAGCCCUUUGAGCCGCCGACGGCCGAGAAGCCGCUGCGCUUCCGCUACACGUCGUACAUGGGCGAGCAGCACCCGGCCGCGAACAAAGUCGUCGUCGAGUUCAGCGUCACGGACAUCCCGAACCUGACGCAGGUGCAGCAGGACAAGCUGAUCAAGCUCGCCGGCCCGCGCUACAACCCCGACACGCAGAUCAUCAAGAUCAGCGCCGACAAUUUUGAGACCCAGGCCAAGAACAAGCGCUACCUGGGCGACCGCAUCGCCGACCUCGUCAGCGAGGCCCGCAACCCCAAGGACACGUUUGCCGACGUCCCCUUCGACUUCCGCCACCAUAAGCCAAAGAUCUUCCACCACUUCCCCAAGGACUGGGUCAUGACGCCUCAGCGCAAGCAGCUGCUCGACCAGCGCCGCGAGCAGCGUUGGCAGCUCGAGCAGAAGCGCGUUGAGGAGGGCACGCUGGUCGAUGGCGCCGAGAUCGUCAAGGAGGCCCUCUCGACGCCCAUCUUCGAGCAGGCCGAGCCCGUCAUGAUUGAGAAGGGCAAGGCGCCGCCGCCGCGGAGGCCGACGACCCUUGGCGCGAGGUGA